Molecule: messenger RNA, 3177 nt
Organism: Uloborus diversus
Lineage: Eukaryota; Metazoa; Arthropoda; Arachnida; Araneae; Uloboridae
Product: low-density lipoprotein receptor-related protein 6-like
Exons: 8
Coding region: 519-1766 (415 amino acids)
Molecular function (GO): protein binding
Source: RefSeq, a predicted model, not a curated record
UCUUACAAUGGCAGUCUGUUAUUGCAAGUGCAUUAGCUGGACCGAAACUGCUGGACUAUAUUAAAAGUCAUUCAGUAAGUUAUGAUUGUCCAGAUGUUGAUAUAACUGAGAGAGAAGGCGUGAUUACUAGUCCAUUUUAUCCUAGGAUUUAUCAAAAUUCCUUAUCAUGUAGUUGGCACAUACAUGGUAAUAUUGGUGAUGUGAUAUCUAUAAGAUUCGAGGAUAUAGACAUUGAAGAAAGCUGUUGCUGUGAAACCUCACCAUGUUGCCUUUAUAAUUGGCUGAAAAUUGAUUUUUCAAGCAAUGUAACUGAGCAUCAAAUCUGUGGGAAAGAUCGACAUUAUUACAGCAAUACUAUAAUAUCAAAUUCUCAUAAAUUAUGGAUUAAGUUUCAUGUUUUCUAUUUGGUUAGAGGUGGAAGAGGAUUUAAACUUCAUUAUAAAAUAAUUCCCAAAGCUCUCAUUGAAUGUAAAACUAAUGAAUUUAGGUGUGAAAAUAAUAAAUGUAUACUUGAAAGUAUGAAAUGCAAUGGAAUUUCAGAUUGUGAAGAUGGCUCUGAUGAAAAAUUCUGUUUAAAUAAAUGUUUAUCUGGUCGAUCCUGUCGCUCAAUGCGUCAGUGCUAUGAUAGUUCAAAACACUGUGAUGGUGUGGCUGACUGUGCUGAUUUCAGUGAUGAAACUGACUGUGGAUUUUGCCCCACUAAUCUCACCAGAUGUGGUCUUAAUUCAACUCAGUGCUACAAUCCUCUUACACAAAGAUGUGACAGGAUAUUUCAUUGCCUUAAUGGAGAAGAUGAGAAAGAUUGUUAUGAUCUUUGUCCUGGAAAAAUCAUGUGUGAUUCAAGAAGGGGUUGUUAUCCCAUGAAACACCGAUGCAACGGAGUUGCUCAUUGUGAGGAUGCAUCUGAUGAGAGGAACUGUGUUCCAGAAUUAUGCAACUAUGAACAUGGAGGGUUUUUAUGUGACAAUGGUCGAUGCAUACAGGAAGUUUGGACCUGUGACAGAACUGAUGAUUGUGGAGAUGGAUCAGACGAAAAAAGUUGCCUGAGAAACAGUGUUUUAACAGCUGCAGUAAUGGGAUCAUUAAUAUGUGCUCUUUUACUUGUUAUUGCUAUAAGCUGUACUUGUCGCUUACAUGCUCUUCGUAUCCUUGAAAGCAGACUGAUGUCUCGUGAGACACCUCUUUCCCGCCUUACCAGAGAGUUCUAUUUUAGAGAACCCCCACCAUCCUAUGCUGUUGCAGUUGCAGGUCAACAGCGUCGCAACUUGUGUGUCGAGAACGUGCAUUAUGGAACUCCUGUUCGCCCUAAUCGUAGAAGAAGUCGACGUUCUCGUAGUAGCAGAAGUCCUGCUCCUCCCCCACCCCCACCCCCUGCUUCACGAAGCCAUGUGUUUGUCGGACCUGAUGGUAGUAUGUCUGUUCAUUCUGCUCCACCAGAAUCAUCUCUCACACAGACACAUAGCUCUUCAUCCACUGUGAGCACUCCUGAGAACAGUGUGCAAGCUCAAGUGCCUGCUGACAAUAAAACUGAGAGAGAAUUGCCAAACUCUGUGCAAAAAUUGAGUCUGCUAGGCGAAGAAAUGAAUGAGAGUAAAGGUGUUGUUCAAGAAACAAGUGACAGCAAUGUGAAUAGACUAGACUCUGAUUCUACAAUGCUGAAUCUUGAAGACUUUGGUGGGAGGUCUAAUGAGACUGUAAUUCAGGCUUCUGAGGGAAGUACUGAUGCAUAUUAUUGUGAUAGCGACAGUGAACCUCUGGUCGCCUAGAUAGUAUUUGGUUUUGAAAAAUUUUGCAUUUUUAUCCAUGUCUGACUUAACAAUUGUUGCAAAACAUUACAAACUAUAAGUGAUCAUUACUUAAAGAAUUUUUCAUACAGUUGAAUCUGCAUAUUAUUUCUUUUUCUUUCUUUUUUUACUUCCAAAUAUACAUGCAAAUGCUUACAGAUAACCUAGAUGUUUUUCUACUUCUGAACCAACUUCAGUUUCAUAUUUAGUUAUACUAGAAGUACCUCACUUUCCACGAGUAAGUCUACAAGUAAGUUUGCUUCAUAGGAGGAAUGAUUGCAGUGUGAAAAUAAUUAAACUUUCUUUUGUAUCUCUGUUUACUAAAAUAUGUGUAACAGAAUACUCUACCAAACUGCACAAGUUACAUGGGUGUUGGAAUGACUAGCAAAAUUACAUCAAAAAUCCAAUUAUUUUGAAAAUUUCAUUAGUAUCUUCGAAUAAAAUUAUAAAUUUAACUGCUGCUGAAUACACUCUUUUUUUUUUUUUUUUUGUUAUGUGAUGUGUUUUCAUUUGAACAUGUUGUUUACUUAAAUAGUUUAUGGCUUUUAUACACACAAUUUACAUGCUACUGUUUUAUCCUUCGUGUAUACACUUCAUUCAACUGUGUGCAUUCAUGUACCUGUAUAAAUAUAUAGUUAUGUUAAAAACUGAUAUUUAAGCAAUAUAUGAGGCUGUAUAUUUACUCUAUUACUUAGAGCGUUAAAAAUUAUGAUCUGAUACUAACUUCAAAAAUCUGAUUUAACUUUUUGAAACAAAUGUGCCUAAGUUUUGCCUUAUAAAAAUAAACUGUGCCUUUUCUUCAGAAUACUUAAACAUGUCUUUGUUAUUUACAGGGUUGCCCUUUCUACUAAGUGAAAUUCAAUGGUUAAAACUGUGAGAGAUGUGAACUUGAUCCUUAAAAUAACCCUUAAAACAUUUUUUCCUGUUUUUAUCUGCCCCUCUUUUAGCAAUAACUCAUUACAAAAAUUAGUUCGAACAAAGAAAGUGGGGUUUUAGGAGUAACUAAUGCAAGCGAACCCUCUGCUUGCACAUAUGAGGGUAUUACGGAUUUCAUUCCUGGAAAGGAGUGAGGAACUCUUCUUUCCUGCAUUAACUUCUUGGCCAUCUUCAACAAUUAACAGCUUAGAUUCAGGUAAAAGACCCAGCUUGUGGAGACCCUCUGCCCCCCCCUCCCCACUAUAAGUCUGGACUUAAAGCCAUAUUGGCAAUCCUAGUAAUGUAAUAUAUGCAUGUAUGGACAGUUGUGCCCAAAAAUCAGCCUAAGAGAAAAUUCUGGCUUGUUAUGAUCAAUUUGGCUGUGCUAGUUCUCAUUACUUUAGUAUCAAGGGUCUAUUGAAGAUUGAAUGGGAAAUACGAAGGUAUUUCUUAAACUAUGUGUAGUUUCUUUAUUUUU